AUGUCACCACCGGCUGUAAACACUCCCGCAACCAAGCGGACAAAACGACCUCGCGCCGCUCAAGCGUGCGAUCGCUGCAGAACGAAGAAGUACAAAUGCGACGAGCAAUAUCCUUGUUCACAUUGUAAAAAGAGUCGAUUAGAUUGCGUAUAUCAAGGCAACUAUCGAGAACGGGAGAGCAAUCGAUCCGCUAGCUAUGUUGCUGAUCUUGAAAAGAGAGUGGAGGAGCUGGCCUCAAAGCUGCGCAAUGCCGAGGCACAGAUACAAACAGCAUCUCCACAAUCACAGGACCAGUUAGGAAGAAUGCAUCGAGCGCCAACAGUUCUUGAAAAUACGCCAAUUUCAUUGCCUCAAACAGGGUCAACGCCUCGAGAGACAGCCAGGCUGCCUGUAGCGACGACACAUGAAGAUUCGGCGGAGAGCGCUGAUGACGAAAUCAAGGAGUUGAACCAUCAUACCAACGGAAUCGAGUUUUAUGGCAGUACUUCUUCUGCUGCAAUACUUGGUCAUCUGAAAAAGGCCAAGGAGCCCAGGAGCUAUGAGGAUCCCUCCCCUCGAGUGGCGAACUUCUCACUGAUCUCUACGCUACACAACCCAAGCUUCUCUCCGUCAUGUUCUACGGGGAUAGUCACUGCAAUUGAUCAGCACAACUAUUACUUCGACGUGGCUUACGUCUUCAUGAACGGAUAUUUUGAAAACAUUCAUUUCAUUCAUCCUUUCAUCGACAAGGAGUCUUUUCUGCUUCGUGCAAAUGAUCUUUGGUUCAACCGAACACAAGCGCACGAACCUAGUUUCAUUGCUCUUUACUUGAGUGUUCUAUCCUUUGGCGCGCUGGUACGCGUUUGGGACGAAGAUAAGCUGGCUGGUCUGGGCCGGUUUGAAUGGAGUCGAAAAUUGUUUGGUGAAGCGCAGGCGUAUCUCAACCAUCUUCGAUUCUCAAAUGACCUUGAAACCGUGCAGUGUCUCUACAUGAUGGCUAAGAUUUGUCAAAAUGAGCUGAAUCCAAAUUUGGCGUAUAUGUAUUUGGGUCUUGCAGUUCGCACCUGUCUCUCAGCAGGGUUCAAUCGUGAAGUCGAGUGCCCCAAGGAUCCACGAUCGAACUGGAUUUCGAAAACUUGGUGGGGCAUAUUCUCGCUAGAAAUCGAACUGAGCUUUUCGGUCGGACGGCCAGACACACUUGGCAUGGACGAAUAUCACAAUCGGGCUUUCCCCGACCGGGACGACUCUGAAUAUGCGAUCAUUUCCUGGAUGGUCGAUUUUGCCCAAAUCAUACGUCGCGUAUCUGUCCAGAUCUAUCACUCUCGCAUUACGCUUCAAGAGAAGCUUCACACCGCCCUUCAGAUCGAGGCGGAGAUGGAUCGCUGGCUAGCAAGGCUGCCUGACCGAAUCAAACCAGAUAUCGACCCAAAUAGGGCUUCACGCCCGGCGCUUCGUGACCCAAAGUGGGCGAGGAGGCAGCGUCUGGUAUUAGGAAUAAGAUACUACAACGUAAAAAUGCUGUUGUUCCGCCCAUUUCUCAGUCAUUUCACCCGCAAACUGCGGCAUCCUCCGAAUGAACUGGAGGAGACCAUCUCUAAGUGUUUGGAUGCAGCCAUGAAGACGAUUGAAGUCAUCUAUGAUAUCUAUCGAGUUCACACAUUCUUCCGAUGCUGGUGGUACAACACCACUUAUGUUAUGUUCGCCACAUCUACCCUCCUCCUUCCCAUGUCGAAAUUGGGCAUGUGUGCCGAGACUAUUCCUCUUUUGCGAUCCGUUGAGACUGGAGUGGAAAUACUCGAAUCGAUGGAUGAAUCGGUGGUCGCUCGCAAAUCGGUGGAGAUCAUCCGACAGUACCUCCGCGACUUCCGCGCCUCCGGCCAGCAACCAGCCGCGUCCGUAGCCGGUGCUUCCACCGGGGAGCCCGCCGUUCCUCUGGAAACCGGACAAGGUACUGGUCCAACUCAGACCACAAGCUUUGAAAUUCCGGAGUGGGCCUACGGAUUCGGUUUUCCUGACUACUCCUUCGAAGGAAUCGCUCGGCUUUUUGAUGACAUUGGCGGCCUGCCUAUGCUUGAUGGAGAUUGA
This is a messenger RNA of Penicillium oxalicum, 2064 nucleotides long. Its product is annotated as Zn(II)2Cys6 transcription factor. Gene Ontology annotation, molecular function: DNA-binding transcription factor activity, RNA polymerase II-specific; RNA polymerase II cis-regulatory region sequence-specific DNA binding; zinc ion binding. Gene Ontology annotation, biological process: positive regulation of transcription from RNA polymerase II promoter by galactose; DNA-templated transcription. The record is from RefSeq and is a predicted model, not a curated record. NCBI's taxonomy places the organism in Eukaryota, Fungi, Ascomycota, Eurotiomycetes, Eurotiales, Aspergillaceae. Gene Ontology annotation, cellular component: nucleus. The transcript is spliced from 9 exons. Bases 1 to 2064 code for a protein of 687 amino acids.